Messenger RNA from Scomber japonicus (chub mackerel), 891 nucleotides. RefSeq names its product sulfotransferase 2B1-like. Gene Ontology annotation, cellular component: cytoplasm. Gene Ontology annotation, biological process: sulfation. Bases 17 to 880 code for a protein of 287 amino acids. The record is from RefSeq and is a predicted model, not a curated record. Gene Ontology annotation, molecular function: sulfotransferase activity. NCBI's taxonomy places the organism in Eukaryota, Metazoa, Chordata, Actinopteri, Scombriformes, Scombridae. The transcript is spliced from 6 exons.
AUGCACGACUUUAAACAUGACUGAGGCAGAGUACUAUACAUUGUACAAGGGGGUCUAUUUGCCUACAAAAUUGCACCCUCCAGAGAGCCUUAAAUACUAUGAGGAGUUUACUUUUCGCCCGGAUGAUAUUCUCAUUGUCACGUAUCCCAAGUCAGGUACGACUUGGAUGCAGGAGAUUGUCCCUCUGAUCAUGAGUGGGGGAGAUUCAGCUUCUGUUGAGACUCUUCCUAACUGGGCCCGUGUUCCCUGGCUGGAGGUGGGACAGUCCCGUACCUAUAAACAUGAAGAGAGGCCGUCUCCACGCAUGUUUGCUACACACUUCCACUACAACAUGAUGCCACCAUCCUUCUUUGAAGUUAAGCCAAAGGUCAUCUAUGUCAUGAGGAACCCCAAAGACGUGUUUACAUCUGCCUUCCAUUAUUAUGGAAUUAUCACCUUUGUGGGCGACCAAGGCUCACAGAACGAGUUCCUCCACAAGUUCCUUGAUGGAAAAGUUAUGUUUGGCUCGUGGUUUGAUCAUGUUAAGGGCUGGCUGAAUGCUGAAGAUAAAGAGCGAAUAAUGUACAUCUCCUAUGAAGAAAUGAUAAUGGACCUGAAGGACUCUGUGGCCAGAAUGGCUCAGUUCUUGGAGAAAUCUCUGGACCCUCAGGUCAUUGAGAAGAUAGCGGACCGAUGUGUGUUCAAGAACAUGAAGCAGAACAAAAUGUCAAACUACUCUCAAGUUCCUCGUGAAAUCAUGGACCAGACAAAGUCGGAAUUUCUCAGAAAAGGAAUCGCUGGAGACUGGAAAAACCAACUAACAGUGGCAGAAGUGGAGCACUUUGAUGCCAUUUACAAAGACAGAAUGAAAGAUGUCAAAUACAAAUUUUCAUGGGAUUAAAUUAAAUGUGA